Diprion similis is the source of this 1306-nucleotide messenger RNA. It is a transcript of the gene Gasp, whose product is annotated as protein obstructor-E. Gene Ontology annotation, molecular function: chitin binding. NCBI's taxonomy places the organism in Eukaryota, Metazoa, Arthropoda, Insecta, Hymenoptera, Diprionidae. The record is from RefSeq and is a predicted model, not a curated record. The coding region runs from base 119 to 943 and encodes 274 amino acids. Gene Ontology annotation, cellular component: extracellular region. The transcript has 4 exons.
GUCUUUCGUGCAAGGGGCUGGUGACUAGCUAGUGAUUUUUUUUUUGUAUAAAAAUAAAAAAUAACAAGAUUAAAAAACGUUUUCUUCGACCUAACUUUAACACAUUCAAGAACACAUCAUGAGGUCGUACUUUGUGCUAGCGGCCAUCCUUCUCGCCGCCGUCUGCAGCGCUCAGGAGAACUUCAAAUGUCCCGACGACUUCGGGUUCUACCCUCACCACAUUUCCUGCGACAAGUACUGGAAGUGCGACAAUGGAGUCGCGGAACUUAAGACCUGCGGCAACGGACUCGCCUUCGACGCGAGUGACAGCAAAUUCUUGACCGAAAACUGCGACUAUCUUCACAAUGUAAAGUGCGAAGAGAGGACGCAGCUUGAACCGGCCAUCAGCGCCCCGCACUGCUCACGCCUUUACGGAAUCUUCGGCGAUGACGACAAAUGCGACGUAUUCUGGAACUGUUGGAACGGUGAAGCUUCCCGCUACCAGUGCAGCCCUGGACUCGCCUACGACCGUGAAGCCCGUGUCUGCAUGUGGGCCGACCAGGUCCCCGAGUGCAGGAACGACGAAGUUGCCGGAGGAUUCACCUGCCCAGCUGCCGGUGAAGUUAGCGGAGCUUCCGGAAGCUUCUCUAGACACGCUCAUCCCGAAGACUGCAGAAAGUAUUACAUCUGCAUGGAGGGUGUUGCCAGGGAAUAUGGUUGCCCCAUUGGUACCGUAUUCAAAAUUGGUGACAGCGAUGGCAGCGGCGCCUGCGAAGAACCCGAAGGUGUUCCCGGAUGUGAGGAUUACUACGGUGAUUUGGACCUGAAGAGCAUCAGAAAGAGCGAACUCUUGGCUGGAAUCCAAAGCUCGGGUGAAUCCCGAAACACCCCGAAGCCAAAUCAGAGCAAACCCAGGCCCAACGCCUCCGUCCCCGCCAGGCCCUCUGCCCCCGUCACGGAAUAAAUUAUUUGAACAAACACGAGUAAAAAUAUUAAAUCGAGCAAAGAGUACACGAGAAAGAGUGGGGUCCAGCGAUUAAAUUAUUACUACUGAUAUUUACAAUUUGAAUUUUGAUUUCAAACAACACAUUUCUGAACGGCGUUCUAUUCUUUUUUUUAUUUUUUUAUCUUUCUAUUUUUAUUUCCUUGGGCCCGUGACAUCCAAUCUUUCUUUUUGUAAUAAAUAACAUCGACAAAACUCUCAAUUGAUGUACCCUUGCAGCAACCGAACAAAAAAAACUCCCAAAAAAAAAAACCCUGAACCCCUGCUCACGUAUUUUUAAAUAAAAAGAAGAAAACACAAAAUAAAAAAAAUCUCAAAAAUUAA